AACUCCAUAGACAGGCCAGCACAGCCAGCCUUGCAGCCUGAGAUAAGGCCUUUGGCGGGUGUCUUCCCUAUCGCUCUCUCAAGCCCUCAAGUAAGUGUUGGAGAGAGGGGUGAUGCUUGGUGCUGGUGGAACCCCUGCACAGAGACGGACACAGGAUGAGCUCUAAGUACCCGCGGUCUGUCCGGUGCUCCCUGCCCCUCUGGGCCCUAACAGUGGAAGCAGCUCUCAUUCUCCUCUUCUUUUUUUUUACCUACUACGACGCUUCCUUAGAGGAUCAAAAGGGGCUCCUGGCGUCCUAUCAAGUCUGCCAAGAUCUGACCGUGAUGGCGGCCCUUGGCUUGGGCUUCUUCACCUCGAAUUUGCGGAGACACGGCUGGAGCAGUGUGGCCUUCAACCUCUUCAUGCUGGCCCUUGGUGUGCAGUGGGCAAUCCUGCUGGACGGCUUCCUGAGCCAGUUCCCUCCUGGGAAGGUGGUCAUCAAACUGCUCAGUAUUCGGCUGGCCACCAGGAGCGCUAUGUCGGCGCUGAUCUCAGUGGGUGCUGUCUUGGGGAAGGUCAACUUGGUGCAGUUGGUGGUGAUGGUGCUGGUGGAGCUGACAGUCUUUGGCACCGUGAGGAUGGUCAUCUAUAAUAUCUUCGGAACAGACUACCACAUGAACAUGAUGUACAUCCACGUGUUUGCAGCCUAUUUUGGGCUGACUGUGGCCUGGUGCCUGCCAAAGCCUCUACCCAAGGCAACAGAGGAUAAAUAUCGGACAGCAACGAGCCCCAGUUUGUUUGCCAUGCUGGGCACCCUCUUCUUGUGGAUAUUCUGGCCAACUUUCAACUCUGCUCUGCUGACAAAUCCAAUUGAAAGGAAGAAUGCUGUGUUCAACACCUACUAUGCUCUAGCAGUCAGCGCGGUUACAGCCAUCUCAGUGUCAUCCUUGGCUCACCCCCGAGGGAAGAUCAACAUGACUUAUAUGCACAAUGCAGUGUUGGCAGGAGGCGUGGCUGUGAGUGCCUCAUGUCACCUGAUCCCUUCUCCUUGGAUUGCCAUGGUGCUGGGUCUUGUGGCUGGGCUGAUCUCCAUCGGGGGAGCCAAGUGCCUGCCGGUGUGUUUUAACCGAGUGCUGGGGAUUCACGAGAGCCACAGCGUGCACUACACCUUCGGCUUGCCGGGUCUGCUUGGAGAGAUCGCCUACAUUGUGCUGAUGGCGCUUCAUGUUGUCUGGGCCAGCAGUAACAUGAUCGGCUUCCAGGUCCUCCUCAGCACUGGGGCAUUCAGCUUGGCCAUGGCGAUGAGUAUCACAUCUGGUCUCCUGACAGGUUUGCUUCUAAAUCUCAAAAUAUGGAAAGGACCUCAUGUGGCUAAAUAUUUUGAUGACCAAGCCUUCUGGAAGUUUCCUCGUUUGGCUGUUGGAUUUUAAGAAAAAGCAUCCAAGAAAAACAAGGCCUGUUCAAAAACAAGACAACUUCCUUUCACUGUUGCCUGCAUUUGUACGUGAGAAACGCUCAUGACAGCAAAGUCUCCUUAUGUACAAUGAAACAAGGUCAGAGACAGAUUUGAUAUUAAAAAAUAAAAGACUAAAAACUUAGUUUAAGAGUCAAUUUAAUAAGUUUAAAAUAAAUGUUUAGUUUCAUUAGGAUGAUGCUAUCAAUAUUUUCCUGGUUACAGACACAUUAUUAAAGUUUUGGGUUAAUUUUA
This is a messenger RNA of Piliocolobus tephrosceles (Ugandan red Colobus), 1687 nucleotides long. Its product is annotated as RH-like protein. Gene Ontology annotation, cellular component: plasma membrane. Lineage: Eukaryota; Metazoa; Chordata; Mammalia; Primates; Cercopithecidae. The record is from RefSeq and is a predicted model, not a curated record. The transcript has 10 exons. Gene Ontology annotation, biological process: ammonium transmembrane transport; ammonium homeostasis. Bases 156 to 1409 code for a protein of 417 amino acids. Gene Ontology annotation, molecular function: ammonium channel activity.